Messenger RNA from Cordyceps militaris CM01, 1650 nucleotides. RefSeq names its product muramidase, putative. The record is from RefSeq and is a predicted model, not a curated record. The transcript is spliced from 3 exons. NCBI's taxonomy places the organism in Eukaryota, Fungi, Ascomycota, Sordariomycetes, Hypocreales, Cordycipitaceae. The coding region runs from base 1 to 1650 and encodes 549 amino acids.
AUGCUCUACGACGACAGUCUUCCCAAGGAUCUCAACUCCCCAUGCGCCGCAGCACUCAUGGCUGAUGUGUCGUGCGAUCCUCUUGUGCCGGCCCUUCGUCCAGACUUCUACUACCCUCCUUCUUCGCUGAGCCGCAUUUGCACCACUGGCUGCGCUGCAGCACUGCAGUCGUGGGAGAGCUCGGUUCGGUCGGCGUGUGGAAAGGAAAUUGUCAUUCCUGCCCAUCAUAAUCUUCCCGCAUCACCAAUAGUACUUCCGGCCACCCGUCGGCACAUUUAUAGCUUCACGUGUCUCAAGGAGAACGACGUCUUCUGCGGCCCUGUUGCUGCAUUGACCGCAUUUUUCAGUGACCAGGGAGUUUCCAUCUUCAACUAUAUCAACGCGCUCCCAGAAGGCGCCACAAAGCCGGCGGAUUGUGAUCCAUGUCUCGCAGCCAGGCUGCACAUGCGAUCUGGCUCGCCCUACUUUGACGGCCCCGUUGUAGCCAGUGAGUCUCUUUACCAAAGCAUGACAUCCAGUUGUGGCAUCACUGGUAAACCUGCUACCACAUCUACUAUUGACUACUUCACCGGCCAGCCGGAGCCUACACAGGCAACCUGCAGCGGCACCACAUAUGAGAUUCAGGGUAAUGACAACUGCUAUGGUAUCUCCAGAGCUCAGAGUCUGCUGGCUUGGAAUCCGGUCAUCAACCCCGUGUGCUCUAACCUGAGUAUGAUGAACGGUACAACUCUCUGCAUCGAGCCCCCUGGACCCAAGCUACCACCACCCGCCACGACAAAUCUUCCUCCAUCGACGCCUACCACUGCUGCUCCGAUCCCCUCAAACACUGCUGUCGGGUCCAACAAGCCUUGUGGCCGCUGGUACGAGGUCAAGGCGGGCGAUUAUUGUAAUCUUGUGACUCUCAAGUUUGCUAUUUCCCUUGCAGACUUUUUGUUUCUCAACACGGGAAUCAAUUCAAACUGCACAAAUCUUUUCGCUGCCAGUAGCUAUUGCGUACAGCCAGUUGGAGAUAUCAACACUUAUCUAGGGCGUCCUGGACAUGUCUCAUUCACGGUCGACCCUAAUGCCCCAUUUACUGGCGUUCCGUUCACCAUGCUCCCCAAUGCCACCAUGACACUUGCCUCAAGGCCUUCUCAAGCCCCUAUGGCCGCGGGUGUCCGGGACGAUUGCGCUUUCUACUUUCUGGGUGAGGAAUACCAGUACAACUCGGACAAAUUUGGUUUCUGGAACAGCAACUGUGAAAUUGCAGCAGCCAUGUACAAUGUCGAUUUCGACAGCUUUGCUGCUUGGAACUCGCUCAAGACAAACGUCACGGACCCUGCCUGUGUGUUCCAAGUUGGCAAGCGCUACUGUGGUUCCUGGGGCUUGAUGCCUACACCCACUGUCACUCAAACGCCCGACGGUGGCAAGCCCCAUCCCCCCGCGGCCACACACUCUGGUCAACCGGCAGAUUGCGAUGUUUGGCAUGUCGUUUCCGGUGGUGAGUCUUGCCAGUCCGUCGCAGACGGCGCCGGCAUAUCCCUGGACACCUUCUUUGAAUGGAACCCUGCCGUCAGCAAGGAUUGCACAAGCAACUUCUGGGUUGGCCAGGCAUACUGCACCCAUAGAGAGGGGCAAGGCAUUGGCACUUACAACGACUUCGCCAAGUAG